UUAAAAAAAAAUAAUAAAUAAAAAAUAAUUUUUUUGUUCUUCGAAUCACGUGCCUAACGAUGAUUGAAUUGAGUCUCGACGAGGUGCUUUAUAGAGAUCAGAGAACGUUCAGGACGCGACUGACGUUUCGGACGUCCGAGCGUUCUCCUCAGACCGCGGAAGAAUCGAGGGGUAGUGUCGACAGUUCCUUAUGUAGUUAUUGCCAUAAUCAGUAUUUUAACGGAAAUAAAAGACUGUGUCAAUGUAUAGAGACUGAAGAUGUUAAGUGUCGGAGUAGUAAAAAGUGCGACCAAUGGUGGAAAAAUGGAACGAAAUCUUGGCUUAAAAAAUUUCCUCAUCAGUUCCUUCUGCUGAGCACCUGCCUGACCCUAUUGAGUUUUCCUUGUGCCAGUGCGUUUCCCGCGACGUUUCGAACCUUCGGUGCUCCCUCAUCGUUCCUGCUAAGAAGACUCAUGAGUAUGGAGAAGAACGAAGGGAUUUUUAAAAGGAUCGCCCUACUAAAGGGUGAUAAUGAGAGUCUGAAUACUUCGGUGGCAGCUACGUUGGUUAGCAUCGAGUCGGCCAGUAAGAGUGCGCAGGAGCUAAGCAGGGCGUUUUUUGAUCAAUAUUAUCCGGAUUCAAAUCCGAUGGAUUCUAGAUUUAAGGGUAUUCAGUCCGAUUGGCUUCCAAAGGUCCCCUCAAGAACCCGGGAAGAAACGGAAGAAUAUCUUCAAAAUUUAAUGUCUGACGAAACCUUAUUAAGCGAGGCCCUACAAAAACUCUACGAAGAUUUAAUAACCCUACACGGAGCCCUUAAGCAAAUCAAACUGGAAAAUCAACAGGAUCCAACUCUGGAGGAUCCAGUGGUGGCUCAUCACGUCGAGGUCACUGCCGGGUUCAUUCGUACUCUAUGGCAAGACCUCGCUGCCAUUUUUGAGUCUAUUGGCUGGAAACUCAACGUCAAGUCAGAAUUUGUGAUGCCAGAGGAGCAAAAGAAUGACUUAACCAAAACCUAUCGCACCUCUAGGAAUAUGUUGAUCAUCCAGUCCCUCCUGGAGGUGACCAACGAGUUGAUGACCUUUAAAGAUUUUAAAAUUUAAAUUUGAAAAUUUGCCUUUUUUGACGAAAAUUGUUAUUCUUGAGAUUUAAUUGCUAAAAAAAAAAUUAUGAACAAUUUAUGUACUUAAUUGAGAAUUGGCUCCGAUUACUUGAUGGCAACUAUUUCAUUUAAUGUAAUAAAUCGUAUUCACCCCUCUC
Molecule: messenger RNA, 1236 nt
Organism: Anthonomus grandis grandis
Lineage: Eukaryota; Metazoa; Arthropoda; Insecta; Coleoptera; Curculionidae
Exons: 4
Coding region: 60-1079 (339 amino acids)
Source: RefSeq, a predicted model, not a curated record